AUGAUCUUAUCGUGCAUCAACGUCGUUUCCACCAUCCCUGGUCUAUGGGCUGUCGAUAAAAUUGGCCGUCGUCCCCUACUUCUCUGGGGUGCCGUCGGCAUGUGCGCGAGCCAGUUCCUCGUUGCUAUGCUCGGAACCUUGACAACGGGACAGGAUGCCCAGGGCAACAUUAUCGUGUACAACGUCGCCGCGCAAAAGGCCGGUAUCGCCUUCAACUGUCUGUACAUCUUCUUCUUCGCCAGCACCUGGGGGCCCCUUGCGUGGGUCGUCACCGGCGAGAUCUACCCCCUGAAGACGCGAGCCAAGAGCUUGUCGAUGACUACCGCUACAAACUGGCUUAUAAACUGGGCUAUCGCAUACUCGACCCCUUAUCUCGUCAACUACGGCGAGGGCUACGCAAACCUGCAGUCCAAGAUCUUCUUCGUCUGGUUCGGCGCCUGCUUCUUCUGCAUCGCCUUCGUAUACUUCUUCAUUUACGAGACCAAGGGCUACUCGCUCGAGGAAAUCGAUGAGCUGUACGCCGAGGUCAGCAGCGCCCGCAAGAGCGCCGGAUGGGUCCCCAAGAGCACCUUAGCCCAGCGUGAGGCCGGCGGCGUCGUCGAGACUGCCCAGGCUGAGGCCGAGAAGGGGAGUAGCGGCGCAAGUCACCAUGAGGAACCUACUGUAUAG
Annulohypoxylon maeteangense is the source of this 669-nucleotide messenger RNA. Its product is annotated as putative sugar transporter. The coding region runs from base 1 to 669 and encodes 222 amino acids. Gene Ontology annotation, cellular component: membrane. The record is from RefSeq and is a predicted model, not a curated record. NCBI's taxonomy places the organism in Eukaryota, Fungi, Ascomycota, Sordariomycetes, Xylariales, Hypoxylaceae. Gene Ontology annotation, molecular function: carbohydrate:proton symporter activity. Gene Ontology annotation, biological process: carbohydrate transport; transmembrane transport. The transcript has 2 exons.